UGUUUUCAAGAAAUCUUUAACGUGGAAAAUUAUCCACUUGUUCCUUGCCUGGUGAUCUACCGUUGCCAGGAGAGCAAUCAUCGCUUGAGUCUAUUGUGACACAAGUUUCUCCUGUUCCGCCGUCGCACACACACGCACGUCAUGGUGGGCGAACUCGCCAACUACAGACAUGAGUCUGACUCAGUCGGGCCGCGACCCCCGAGAUGGAUACAGAUCACCACCACCUCAACAGCCACCGCGGUAGAGAAGAGGUUCGGGGACUCUCUUGAGCGAGGGGAUGUGUGCUACUCCCAGAAACUGACGGGGCUGGUGGAACCCUUCCGCGUCAUGGACGACAUCCUCCCCGACGACGGAGUCGACAGGAGGAGGUCUUUCACGAUCCAUCGGGGGACGUUCCUACUGGAGGAGGAGGAGCUGGAGGUCGAGCCGCCUCCGGAGCGACCGGAAGUGUUCCCUAGGAAGAGGGUGACCCAGGAGGUGGACCCGCGGACCCCCGGGAGAGAGAACUGGACACUCUCCCAGAGCUACCUGACACUACCCGGGCCCGCCAGGGAGUCGCCCCCGCCGCUCCGUCACAUGUACCAUGAGACGGAGAGGGAUAGUCUGAACGCCGCCCCGGACCCUCCGUCCCUCAAGCCCUCGGGUCGGGACAAGAUCCGUCCCAGCAGACUGCUCGGCCUGCUGUCGCCUUCUCACAACGACAUGCUGCAGCACAAGGAGCCUUUUGGCCACCUGUGGGUGCAGCUGAGUUCUCUCUAUGGCAAGCUACUGAUCAUCCUUAUGAUUGCCUUCACUCUAGUCGAGGUCAUGGACAACAAUGUCAAACUUCUCUCUCUGCAGGGAGUGUACCUGAUCUACCUGUAUGUGGGCAGCAUAGCGGUCAUCAUCUGCAUCUACAUCUGGGUAUUGGCUGACAGUUGUGCGUCCAUGCAUGCUGACUCUGACGCAGAACCCACCAUCACGACGUCGGUGAUAGCUGACGCAGAGCUUGGAGGACUGACGCUCACUCGCUUCGGCUCACUCAAACGAGCUCAUCUCUCCAGGCACCAGGCCUCUGGGACCAGCUUCUACCUUCGGAUUGGGGCUUUAGCCUUUGGUCUGGGCACGCUGGUGUUCAAUGGUCUGGAGAUGGCGAUGCACUCCAUGAUGGAGGCUCCAUGUCUCAAUGAUGUUGUCUUUGUGCAUCCUGUCUUACAUGGACUCUUCACAUUCCUCCAGAUGCACUUCCUCUUUGUCAACUCACAGGUGUUAGUGGAGAGGUUUGGGUUGGUAGCUAGGUUUGGCUUCAUGCACCUUGCUGCCACCAACCUAGCGCUCUGGGCUCGCUUGGUCAUCUGGGAGUCUGGCAAUGAGUGGACCUACUUUGUCUACCUGGCGCAGACGGCUGGCGUAGUGCCACGAGCCUCCUCCUACGACGCCUCAGUCCCCACCCCUCUGCAACUCAAAGGCUUCCCUCGCUCUGUCACUGACUCUGCACGGUUCCAACGUGACUUGCGUCAUGUUGGCAAUGCGACUGCCAGUGCAUGGAACUCUCCUGUUUACCAUCCCAUCUCUGAUAGCCACAUAGAGCAGGUGGUCGCCUUACAUCAAUGCCUCAACACCAACUCUCUCGGCCAACUGUGGACCUCAUCUAUGCCGUUCCUCUAUCCAUUCAUCAUCCAGUUCAGUCUGAUAGCAGCUGGAGUGACAUACGUGAUGGGUCGCAACGUUGGUCGAGACAGAAUCAGCAAAAAGAAGUCAUUUCACAAGAAAGCAUUCAUCAACAACAACAACAAUAAUAACAACAACAACGGAGUGUGCAAAUCUGCCAACAACUGUGAUAUGGACCCUCACUACAUGAACCCCCAGAUUGACUGCACGGGAGCCAGCAAAGGUCUGUUUCUGGGUAUUCUGUGUCUUGUGGCUGGUAUCGUGGUCAUCAUCAUUUUCCUGGUGGUGAAGGACGACGAAGGCUUCCCUUCAGAGACUCUGUUUUGGAUGAUCACCGGAACUCUCGCUGGCAUUUUGGCCAUCAGCUGUAUCAUGACUAUUCUGGGACUCGUGCAGAUCCGCAAGUUGUCACUGACAGGUCGUGGUCCAACCACCCUAGACAGUCUACUCUCCACAGCCACCUUGUCUGGGGUGCAGCUGUACUCGGUGUUUGGUGUGGUGGUGGGGGCGGCCACUGUGGCUGUAGCAGCCAAUCACAGCAGAGAGCAGCGCACCCACGCCAUGCUGCUCAUAGUCAGUGGUCUGCAGCUAGUACAGUCUGCUGCUCAGAGUUGUCUCAUCGGGGAGGCUCUACGGCGCACCAGCAUCACCAGACACCAGCUGCUCACCAAGCCUGGGCGUCAGGUGAUCACAUUCCUGCUGUGCAGCAACAUUGCUUUGUGGGCUUUUCACUCCUUCGUAGGCCAGAGCUGGCUGAGUCAGGAACUUCAACUUAGGUACCUCGGUGUGUUGGCCUGGGGAGUCAUCUCCCGCAUCUCCCUUCCUCUACUGGUCUUCUACCGCUUCCACUCUGGCGUGCUGCUCCUCGAGGUAUGGCAGAGAGCAUAUCGCUGCUCCCGUCUGCAGGACAAUUGACAAUCACGACGAUCCAGACGGGCCACAGGACGAGGUGCCAAGCAGCCUAAGCAGGUGCCACUGCCAGGGCCGGAGGUAGAGUGUGUCUAUUUGGCACCUCAUCAUGGCUCCUUCUUCCUCAACUUCGAAUAUGCACUUCCACCUCCACGCAGAAAAAAACUUCUUCCUCACCAAUGCAAGAAGCGUGAGCCUGUACCAUGCUUUCUGUUGGACCCUUACACAUCCACCCCCUUCCGCAAAGUUCCUUGGCAUCCAAACCUACACAUGUUAAAAUUUUGAAAGUAUUACCUACGGUUGGUUUAUGCUUAUUUUGAUUUUAUAUUGAAAUUGAAAAAAAAAAACACUCUUCUACGUUUGGCAUCCAAAGACAUACUAUGUUCAAAUACUUAAAAUUGCGAAAACACAAGGUGGUUCUUAAAGACAUAAACAACUUUACACACCUAUAAACACAUUAAUAGUUUUAUAACUUACAUCCGUUUGGUUGGUUUUAAUGUAUAGUAAAAUACCUCAAGUUUUAAUUUUAGAUAGCUGAUUGUUGUCAACAAUGUAAAAAAUUUGACAACGGGUAAGGUUCAGUGUUUACUGUUUGGGAAGAAAAUGGCAACUUAAAUUUUAGAGAAAUUGGUUUUGUGUGUUUAAGUUUUAAAAUACUUGAACAGUUAUUAUUGUUCAACGUCAGUGUUGGACCCUUGAUAAUAUGAAUUUCAUCUACGACUGACAUAAGAAGUUCAGCACAAUAGGUUUAUGAAAGAAGGAAAAAACCUGACAGGACUACGGUAACUAAUGAAGUUAAGUAAGUUUGUUCAACUGUUGCACUAAUUGAGAGUAUUGACAGCUCUACUGUUUUAAGAGUUUGGUCAGAAUAAAAAAUAUAUGAUUUGUAUGUGAACUGAAGUACGCAUAACAAACAUUUAUCAUACACGGGAAAAAGCUUGACAAUAGGAACUUUCUAAAAAUUGAAGGUGCAUUCUCCUUGUAAUAACUAAAACAUAGCUGUAUUGACCAACAAAGUUGUUCAUUCUUUUAGAAUCACCCUGUUUUUUCUGUGAUUGGUUACGCUUAGAUUUGUCCUAAAAAUUUUACAGUGGCAAAAGAGACCUAAUCUAAAAGAAGCAAAUAUUUCUCUUGGUAAUUAAUUUUCACUAUUUUCAUUACAAAGAAAAUUAUUCAAUUCCUUGAUAACUCCUAAGACCUUAAAAAUCUAUAACCUAAGGGUUUUUAAAUAUUCAAAUUUCAAAUCAUCCCUUUUGUCAGUUUGAUCCAUCCAUUGGAAAUAGCUUUUAAAACAACUAUGACAAGAUAAAUGUGUCAAAAAAGAUUGAGUGUUAGCUUAAGUGUAGACCAAAACAUUGUUAACUAGUUGAUACCAACCCAUAACAUUUCUUCAGAAUGCUAAUGGCCAGUCAAAGGAUCGAAAAAUAGUUUUGUACAUUUUUGUUUUAUUUAUUCACUAUAAAUAUUUGUUCAAAUGUAUAUAUAAUCUGUCUAUAAAAUGUACUUAUAUAUAAAAUUACUAAUUUUGUACAAAAAUACUAACAUUUAUGUGAAUAUUUUUAUAUAAGGAAACUGAAUUAUGGCUAUUUUUACUUCUUGCACUGGCCUGAAAACUAAUGAAAUUUCAAACAAAUUAAAUUUUAAAUCCAUACAAUGUUUAUGUUGUACCUAACAUUUCAUAUGCCAUAUUAGAAUUACUUUGUUAGUAGUUAAGAAUCAAACUUAGUUAAGAAAGUGUAAUUGUAAAUAGAAUAAUGUUAGAUUUGGAUUCAGUUGAAGGAAAACAGCUCAAUUAUUAUCAAUUGAUUUCUUUCUUAGUACUGCAGUAAUGUCAUAGAGUUGAUUUUGUAACACUUCUAUGUUAGCAGAAUUGGUCAUAAGUAUUUAAAAAUAUAAUGUAUUUUUAAAGUGAUCUCCAAAUAAGUUGUUUUUCAAAAGUUUUUAUGAAAUUUAAUUCCUAGAUAUAAGCUAUUAUUAUUUGUGAUAACAAAAACAGUUUUAUAACUGUCUUAUAUAACAUUGUGCAAUAUUGC
Molecule: messenger RNA, 4592 nt
Organism: Macrosteles quadrilineatus (aster leafhopper)
Lineage: Eukaryota; Metazoa; Arthropoda; Insecta; Hemiptera; Cicadellidae
Product: proton channel OtopLc-like
Exons: 13
Coding region: 142-2565 (807 amino acids)
Biological process (GO): proton transmembrane transport
Cellular component (GO): membrane
Molecular function (GO): proton channel activity
Source: RefSeq, a predicted model, not a curated record